Molecule: messenger RNA, 4269 nt
Organism: Girardinichthys multiradiatus
Lineage: Eukaryota; Metazoa; Chordata; Actinopteri; Cyprinodontiformes; Goodeidae
Gene: adam8a
Product: ADAM metallopeptidase domain 8a
Exons: 25
Coding region: 74-2752 (892 amino acids)
Biological process (GO): proteolysis; regulation of cell-cell adhesion; positive regulation of membrane protein ectodomain proteolysis
Molecular function (GO): metalloendopeptidase activity; cell adhesion molecule binding
Source: RefSeq, a predicted model, not a curated record
GUUAAUUUCCAGGAUAUUACAUUUCAAAUGGGCGGAGAGUUGAGGACGUUUCCUCUGAGCCUGGAAGCUCACAAUGACAGAGUCUGUUCGACAGAGCAACAUGACACAUUCUAGCUGUUUUAUAUGGAUUUUCUUCUCAUCAUGGGGUAUAAUUGCCGGUAAUGUGGAGAAUCUUCCUCAUGUGAUAAAGUACCAAACAGCGACACCUCAGAGGCUGCAGGCUACGCCUCUUUCAAGCGAUGCUGCUGCUGCACACAAGAUAUACCCAGAUGUAGUUCAGUACUCUGUGAGCAUUGCUGGGAAAAACUACACUCUGCACCUGGAGAAGAACAAAAAUCUUGUUGGAAAAAGCUUUACUGUGACCUCCUAUUCUGAUCAGGGUACCCAAGUUUCAACUACCUCUGAUCAUGAGGUCCACUGCUACUACCAUGGACAUGUUGUGGGAGUAGAGGACUCAUCUGCCAGCGUUGGGUUGUGUUCAGGAAUAAAGGGCUUCAUUGCUCUCCAAGACCAGAUUUACCUCAUUGAACCCCUGCCUGGUGAGGAGACAGGACAGCAGGAUGGUGCUCACAGUGAUGGUGAUCUGCAUGCCGUCUACAACUACAAACACCUGAGGAGGAAGAGGAGCUCCUGUUCCCAUGGAAACACAUCCACUUUCUACGACCACGGAGCUCGUCCGUCUGGACUCUUCCAGCUUGGCAGUCUGAAAAGCAGAGUCAAGACUAAAGACCAUAAAAAUAAACCCAGGACUGUGGAGCUUGCAGUAGUAGUGGACAACACAGAGUACAAGAAGUUUGGUAACAGGAAGGAUGUAGAGGCCAGAGUGCUUGAAGUAGCAAACCACGUGGACAAGUUGUAUCGCCCCGUGGGUGUUCGGGUGAUGUUGGUCGGUCUGCAUAUCUGGUCGUACAAAGAUGAGAUCGAGGUCAGCACCAACCCUGAGGUCACUCUUAGUCGAUUUCUUGAGUGGCGUCAGCGGUACCUGCUGCCGAGGACCAAACACGACAAUGCACAGUUCAUUACAGGUGUGGACUUUGAGGGCUCCACUGUUGGAUUAGCAAACACUAAUGCAAUGUGCACCUCUAACUCUGGAGCUGUCAACGAGGAUCAUAACACCAAUUCAAUAGGAGUGGCAUCAACCAUAGCACAUGAGAUGGGUCACAAUCUAGGUUUGUCCCAUGACACAGAGAACUGUGUAUGCGGCUUCCUGGCAUCAAAGAAAGGCUGCAUCAUGGCUGAAAGUGUCGGCCUUGUGUAUCCCAUGCAGUUUAGCAGCUGCAGUCAAAUGCAGCUUAGCAGGUUCCUGGAGGAGGUCAAUCCUGCAUGUCUGCUAGAUACUCCCUCCACCGAUCGCAUCUAUGGAGGGCCAGUAUGUGGAAAUGCCUUCUUAGAGCCUGGAGAGGAGUGUGACUGUGGCACUGUGGAGGAAUGCAAGAAUCCCUGCUGCAAUGCAACAACCUGCAAGCUGAAUGCAGGAGCUCAGUGUGCAGAAGGAGAGUGCUGCCACAAAUGCCAACUGAAGCCGACAGGCAGCAUCUGCCGGCCAAAAGCCGGAGACUGUGACCUGGCAGAAUACUGCACGGGCCUUUCUGCAGCCUGUCCGACUGAUGUGUUCACCCAAAACGGCCGGCAGUGCAACAGUGAGAGAGGAUACUGCUACAAUGGGCAGUGUCCAUCACGGCAAGAUCACUGCAAGAAACUUUGGGGACCAGAAGCUGAAGUCGCCAUAGAGGCUUGUUUCAACAACUAUGGAACCUGCAGAAGGUCACUGUUAAAUAAAAGAUGUUCCAUUCGGGAUCAAUCUUGUGGAAAACUUUUCUGUUCUGGAGGAUGGGAGUUUCCAGUGACAUCCAGGAAAUCCUUUUACAAAGUAGGAAACAGAAUAAUUUGCAAUGAGGCAACCAUGAACCCUGAGGACAACUACCCGUCCGAUCUGGGCAUGGUGCCUACUGGUACCAAGUGUGGCAACAAUAUGGUAUGCUACAAUCAAAAAUGUGAAGAUAUCAAAAACAUUAGAGUAUAUGGAACAAAUGACUGUUCAUCCAAAUGUAACAACCGUGGGGUAUGCAACCAUGAGAGUAAAUGUCACUGCAGUCCAGGCUGGGCUCCCCCUUUCUGUGCUGUACAGCAGUCAGAGCAGACUGAAGAGUCAGGUCUGGCUGUUGUCAUUGUGUCAGUGGUGGUUGGCUUACUCCUGCUACUGGUUCUGCUUAUUGGGAGUCUGAUGUGCUUCAUCAGAAAAAAGACACCGGAAAAAAGGUUUCUUCCCGUGACCUCAGGACAAUCUAACCCAGUGUUUCAGUCAAGCACCAAGCAAAGCAGUUUUCGCCUUGCGUCCACACACAUCAGCCAGCCUACAUUUUUGGAGUCGUCUGUUUCUCAGCCCUGUAAACCUCUGCUCUCUGCUGCUGUCAAGCCACAGACUGGAGCUCUGAAGCCUUGCAGAGCAGCUCCAGAGCCUCCCAAAAAAGAAUCAGACGUAUCUCACUUAUCAAAGGCUCACCAGGUUGCAAGGACGUUCAUGCAGCCUCCAAAUGUUUCAAAGGUGCCAAUUUAUACUGAGACUAAGCCCCUCCCACCUUCUAGGCCGCUACCCCCACUUGCAUCAAAACCAGUAAGUGAUGAUAACGUGAAGCCAAAACCUCCGAUGGUUCCGCUGAAGCCGAAACCCUCUCCAGUCCAGUCUUCCCUGCCACAUACUCAGCUGCUUGGAAGGAGAGCUCCCCUGAUGCCCCCCAGCAGGCCGAGAUGACAGUGGGAAUAAUUCACACGGUGGUAAAUAAUGACAUUCUCUGGCAGAGACUUCAACAGACCAAGAAGAUGCUCUUUAAAGGCGCUUGUCUGUUUUACAUGUGGGAAAAAGACCCACAAGGAAAUCUGUAUAAUGAAGCCAUAAUGUUACAGUCUCCCUGUGGGUGACCUCUUGUCUACGUCCUACCAGUGCCAGUCUUCAGCUGGUGUACCUGAAAUAAUGUUUGACAACACUAAACUUAAGUGCUUAAAGAAAUGACAAAUGCUCCUGCUGCUACAAUGAUGACUGAUUUUAGUGUUAAAGGGAAAUCAUUUACUGUGUUCAUUCCAGGAUUUUCCAGCUUUCUAUAAGGUGCCUGCACUAUCGAUGUCUUUGUUUACACAUAUCCUGGAUAUGACUAGAUUUCUUAGGUGUCAUGGUUGCACAUCCGUUCAUCCAUCCAUCCAUCCAUCCAUCCAUCCAUCCAUUCACCCAUGCCUUGAUAUGGUUCUGUAAUAUUCUGUUUUCAGGAGCUUGAGUAAAAUGUUAUUUUGUUCUGGUGGUAAUGAGGGAUGUGAUGCAAUCAAAAACAUACAUACAUAAAUAAUCAGUUUUCUUAUGUUUCAUGUAAACAGCCUAAAUGGUACAUGAUCUAAACGCAAAGGAAACUUGAUAUAUUACCAAGAACAUAAACGCGCACUAAAUGUUCUUACUCCCUAAUGUGGUUCUGGUACUUCUAUUUUUUAUAAUAAUAUGGAAGACAGACUCACUCUGGCUGAAGAAGACAAAGAAUACUGUCAGAAACUCCUCAGACAGAUUUUCGAUCAAGCAGAAGUUUACAUUAUUUUGUGUUUAAUUUAGAUUACAUUUCCUUUUUCUUUUAUUUAAUGUUAAAUGUUUUUCAAGGAAUUGUCUGAUCGUGAUUCACCACAACAAUAACGGAUUUAUUGGUCAAUUGUGUAGUUUUUGUACAUUUGAGUGUGUUUGCGGUCUUUUAUGGUUGUUUUAUAUUUCAAAUGGUCACUUUAAUGUCUGUUUAUGUUUUUAUGACUGAGGAUAGUUGCCAUUUGUCUAUCCAGUAAAUGCUGUUAAAGAGGUUGUUCUGCAUUGCUUUAAAUUCCUUUGUCCUUUUUUGUUGCUUUAUUUGUCCUUGAUGUGUUUUAAGUGCAUCUCAUUAUGGUAUUUGUGACUCUCAUGUGGGUUUGUAUAUUACAGCAUCAGUGGCAGAGGCCCACCAGUUGCUUUGUAAUGUGCCAUUAAGCACUUCAUGGGCACUUUAUUAUAUUUAUAUAUAUAUAUAUAUAUAUAUAUAUAUAUAUAUAUAUAUAUAUAUAUAUAUAUAUAUAUAUAUAUAUAUAUAUAUAUAUAUAGUUGUUUUAUUUUGUAUUUUGUACCAAUCCGUAGUGUCUGAUGUAUCUGACAUCAUGAUUGUAAUUCUUCCACAAAUAUUUCAAUUAUCCGCAAUUAUGAUACCAGUGGAAAGAUUGUGCCUUCAUUUGUUUUUCAAAGUCUAUCUCACAAUAAAUUACCAAAACUCA